AUGGUCAAAAGCAGUAAUGUGGCGGUUCAUAGCCACAUCAAGUCACUUGGAUUAGACGAGCACGGAAUCCCCGUAAAGAUCGCAAAUGCCGUUGUGGGGAACGAGGAUGCAAGAGAGGCCGCUGGCCUGAUUGUGGAUAUGGUGAAGUCAAGAAAAAUGGCUGGGAGAGCGGUUCUUAUAUCCGGCCCCAUUGGAUGUGGAAAGACUGCACUUGCUGUUGGAAUCAGCUGCGAGCUUGGGCCAGAAACACCGUUUACCACCAUGAGCGGAAGCGAGAUGUAUUCUAGUGAGAUAAAGAAAACAGAGGUUUUGCAGGAGGCGUUAAGAAGAUCGAUUCUGGUAAAGAUCAGAGAAUUGAAGGAUAUAUACGAAGGCGAGAUUGUUGAGCUGAAGAUUGUUGAUGAAGACAAUCCAUUGUGCUCGUAUUCCAGGAAGGUCAAGGAAAUGUUCAUCACCUUGAAAACAACAAAAGAAUCCAAAAGGUUGAAGCUUUCUCCGAUGCUGCAUGAGCAGAUAGACAGACAAAAAAUCAUCAAUGGAGAUGUUGUAUACAUCGAGAUGUCUUCUGGAAUCAUCAAAAAGCUUGGACGAAGCGAGGCACACAUGAACGACUUCGAUCUGGAGGCAGAUGCUUAUGUGCCGAUUCCAAAGGGCGAGGUUCAGAAAAGAAAAGAGGUGAUUCAGUCUGUGACUCUUCACGACCUUGACAUGGCAAAUGCCAAGCCUUCUGGGCAGGACAUGCUUUCUCUGGUAUUCAGAAUCCUCAAUCCAAGGAAAAGCGAGAUAACAGACAGGCUUCGUGGAGAUGUCAACAGAAUGGUAAAUGAAUAUAUGGAGAGAGGAAAUGCAGAUGUGAUACCCGGUGUUUUGUUUAUUGAUGAGGUCCAUAUGCUUGAUAUUGAAUGCCUUACGUUUCUGCAUAAAGUGCUUGAGUCGCCUCUCAGCCCAACAAUUAUUUUUGCAUCCAAUAAGGGAGAUGAACUGAUCCGAGGAAGUGAUGGGAUGGCUGGAUGCUUUGGAAUAACAAAGGAUUUGCUUGACAGGGUGGUUGUGAUAAAUGUCCGAAGGAACGAUGCAGAAUCGAGCAAGGAAAUACUCAGAAUGAGAAUGAAUGAGGAAGGGCUUAUGAUGGAUGAGAAUGCAUUUGAUGUGUUUGCCAAGCUGAGUGCUUCAAGAAGCUUGAGAUAUUGCACAAGCCUGGUUCCACUUUUGAAGACAUAUGGAAAGGUCAUUGCAACCGAAGAUGUAGAGGAGGUAAGUUUGCUUUUCCAAGAUGAUUGCUGA
Molecule: messenger RNA, 1284 nt
Organism: Ordospora pajunii
Lineage: Eukaryota; Fungi; Microsporidia; Ordosporidae
Product: ruvB-like helicase
Exons: 1
Coding region: 1-1284 (427 amino acids)
Biological process (GO): box C/D snoRNP assembly; regulation of transcription by RNA polymerase II; chromatin remodeling
Cellular component (GO): Ino80 complex; R2TP complex; NuA4 histone acetyltransferase complex
Molecular function (GO): DNA helicase activity; ATP hydrolysis activity; ATP binding
Source: RefSeq, a predicted model, not a curated record